Spodoptera litura is the source of this 4103-nucleotide messenger RNA. It is a transcript of the gene pins, whose product is annotated as G-protein-signaling modulator pins. Lineage: Eukaryota; Metazoa; Arthropoda; Insecta; Lepidoptera; Noctuidae. Gene Ontology annotation, molecular function: GDP-dissociation inhibitor activity; identical protein binding; G-protein alpha-subunit binding. Gene Ontology annotation, cellular component: cell cortex. Gene Ontology annotation, biological process: establishment of mitotic spindle orientation. The record is from RefSeq and is a predicted model, not a curated record.
AGUUGGUACUUAUUGAUAAUAAUAUCAGAUCUUUAGAAGAAAUAUUUUUCUGAUUUUGAACAAAUCAUUGACUGGUUCGUUCAGCAACACUCGUUCGUUUCAUUCUUUACAUUCAAUCGUUCUACAUGAAUGACCAUUCUUUAAAAUAACAAAGCUGGUUCAUAGAUUCAAUGAUCAAAUUAUGACCAAUGUAUGGCAUUCAACUUGUGCAACGAACGUACACGCCCAGCGAAGUUAAAAUCGCAAAGUAAAUAGAAAACAUUAACUAUGAGAAUAUUCUGAUAGUUUAUUGAAUUUUUUAUUUAGUUUAUCUUUUCGUUGAUAACUAAGUGUGGAGGAUGUCUGUGAGUGCUUCGGCCGAAAACCUCUCAACGGACGCACAAAGUUGUGAUGGCGGCUCAAUGUGUCUGGAGCUGGCGCUGGAAGGCGAGCGCCUGUGCAAAGCCGGGGACUGCCGCGCCGGCGUGGCCUUCUUCCAGGCGGCUAUACAGGCGGGCACUGAUGAUCUUAGAACGUUAAGCGCUAUAUACAGUCAACUGGGCAACGCUUACUUCUAUUUAGGAGAUUAUAACAUGGCAAUGCAGUACCACAAACAUGAUUUAACCUUAGCUAGGACAAUGAAUGACAAAUUAGGAGAAGCUAAAGCCUCAGGAAACUUAGGAAACACGCUUAAAGUGAUGGGCAAGUUUACAGAAGCAAUACAGUGCUGCAAGAGACACCUGGAGAUAUCACGGGGUCUAGGCGACAAGCUGAGCGAAGGGCGGGCGCUAUAUAACCUGGGCAACGUGUACCAUGCUCAAGGGAAACAGCUCGGUAGAGUUGGACAAAAUGAUCCCGGACACUUCCCACAAGAGGUGCGCGAGUGUCUCGUGCAAGCAGUUGCCUAUUAUGAAGAGAAUCUGGAGCUGAUGCGCAGCCUCGGUGACAGACAGGCCAUGGGUCGGGCGUGCGGCAACUUGGGCAACACGUGCUACCUGCUCGGCGACUUCGCGCGCGCCAUCCGCUACCACACGGAGCGCCUGCAGAUAGCGCGUGACUUCGGGGACAAGGCGGCCGAGCGGCGCGCCAACAGUAACCUCGGCAACUCACACAUAUUUCUCGGACAGUUUGAAAACGCCGCAGAGCACUACAAACGCACGCUGUCGCUGGCGGAGGAGCUGGGCGACGCGGCGGUGGAGGCGCAGGCGUGCUACUCGCUGGGCAACACGUACACGCUGCUGCGCGAGUACCGCGUGGCCGAGGAGUACCACGCGCGCCACCUGGCGGCCGCGCGCCGCCUGCACGACCGCGUCGGCGAGGGCCGCGCCUGCUGGUCGCUCGGCAACGCGCACGCCGCGCUCGGCAACCAUGAGAAAGCGCUCUAUUUCGCCAACGAACACUACAACAUAUCCAAAGAAUUGGGUGACGUACUCGGGAUGGCGACGGCUCAAAUGAAUAUUGGCGAUCUGCGCAAGGUGCUAGGGAUGCCGGCGGAGGCGGACGACUCUCCUCCCGCGCCUCCCUCGGACGAUGACAGCGCACCCCGCACGCCGUUCAAUGCUCUACGAGUCCGAAGACAGAGCAUGGAACAACUAUCCCUGAUACAGAUUACUCCUGACGCCAAGAAGAACGAGAAGGAACCGGAACCAGAAACGAAAAAAGAGAUCGCCCGCACUGAAUCCGAGGACAACCCGGAGUCGUUCUUUGACCUGGUGCUGCGAUGCCAGUCGGGGCGCAUGGACGAGCAGCGCGCCAUCCUCAAUAGCAACAAGGAGAACCGGCACAAGCCCAAGCCCAACGCCACCAAGAUACAGAACAUGGGGUCCAGCGACACGAUGCUGGACAUGAUCAACAGCAUGCAGUCGGAGCGCAUAGACUCGCAGCGCGCCGAGCUGCGGCCCGCGCAGAAGGCGGCGGGCAAGGAGCCGGGCCCCGGCACGUCGCUGCCCGGGCUGCGCGCGCAGCACACCACGCACUCCAAGCCCGAGGACGACUUCCUCGAGAUGAUCGCGCGCGUACAGGGCUCCCGCCUGGAGGACCAGCGCACGGAGCUACCGCGCCCGCGCCCCGAGCCCGCCAAGCCCCGCCCGCGCCCCGAAAACAGGGGCACUCUGCCCGAUGAUGACUUCUUCUCGCUGCUGAUGCGGGCGCAGGGAGGCCGCAUGGAGGACCAGCGCGCUGCAAUCCCAAUAAAAAACAACAGCGCUCCCAAGAACGACACCAACGCGAAGAAGUAAACACGUGUUGAGUGCUGUUGUACGCGACACGCGCGACAUGUCUCCUGUCCAGCGAUGCGAUAUAUUAUUUGAAUUAGUGUUGGUUAGGUUGUCGCUCGUUGUACAUUUGUUUAGUAGUUUGCACGCGAGUCAUGUCAGCGGCCUAGCACUAGCGAUCGACUUCAAUCACAUCGACUGCCUCCUGCCAACAUGUAACCUACGAAGGAAACAUAUUUUCUUUAGUAUUUGCAUAUCAACAUAAUUAAUAUAAUGAGAUGCUAUAUAAAUAUAUACCACAGCUGCUACGGGAAACAGUAAUGUGUAUAAAUGGAGUACUGUAAUGAAGAGCUAGUUGAAGCAAAGACUUAGUAUUUUCAAAUUGAUUUAACUAUCCUGCAAUGCUAGUUCAUUAUUGUAUCUAGGUUUGCAAUACUAUCUCCCGUUGAAACAGUGUUAAAUAUUUUUAUAGCUCCUUAUACAAAAUUAGAUUUAACAAAGAAAUUGCAUAUUUAUAAUAUGUUCUAUAAUGUAAAUUGCGGUAACAUGCGGUCUAAUAAAAACUAAGGAUAAUUUUGUUAACAAAGAUCCGGCCUCUAUUGAAUAGAUUUACUAUAAUAAAGAUGAUUAUUAGUUGUAAUAUUUCGUUUGUGUUCACGACACAGUGCAUGACGCGGCGAGGCUAUACCUAAGUACACAAUGCUACAAUAUUCGUCCGUUGCUAAAUUAUUUACUUUGCUACGUAAGUGCCUGACGUGUUCGUCUUUGUUGUUACAAUCUAAGCUAACGUUCUAUGGACUGCGCGUUUAUAUUAUUAUGUACUCAUUCUAACUCGAUAUGUUAUACGACUAUAAAUAUUAGUUUUACUACAUGAAUUUUUCAAUCAUGCGUUUUACUUGUUAACAAUGUCCUAUGUGUAUUUUGAAUAAUUAUGAAUAACUUUAAAAUACUUUGAAUCGAAGUUUGUAAUGUAAAUUAUGAUAGUGCUCCACUAUUGGCAAUAAUUUAAUUUAUAAAUUGAUAGCUGUAAGCGGUAAGUGUAGGUAAGUAACGUGACAGCGGGACGCGUGGAGCACGCGCCGCCCUGCGUUCCCUGAUCUUGUGAUGUUUCAUCUUUGUCUACGUAAUUAUACACUUUAUACCCACAAGUGAUCUUAUUAACUGAUUGUGAUUUUAUGUAUUUAUUUUUACUCAAUGAAUUACUCCAGUUUCAUAUUGUUUACCAAAAAUAUUAACGACUGUAGUUAGUUUUUGUUAUUUUGUAUACAAUAUUCAUUCCAAAUGCAUUUAGGUACUAUAUUAUAAUGUAUACAAAUGUGUUCUAUUUAUAAACAUAUUUUCUAUUGAACAACUAGGGUGGAGAUGAGGACUCGAACUAUUGACUGUUAUUUUAAUGAAUGAUCGAAUAGUAGCUAGUAAUGCACAGUAAAACGACACAUGAGCGCCCAGCGGAACGAACUUGCGGUGACACAGCACUAUUGACUCACCAACUGACUCACGACUAAUGUUCACAACUACAUGUACGUGCUAUAAUAUUUUUGUAGUGUCUCCUUUGGCAAACCACCACCAUUCAAAUUGUAGUAUUCUGUCAACUUGUGUUAUUAAUUCCAAAAAAUAAGUUCAUGUGUACGGACACAAUAUAAUAAUGAAAUGAGGCAUUGUGGCCAUAAUUGGCCAACGUUUGAGUAAUGUCGCGGUGGAGAUGAGUCUUGUAAACAUUUAUACUUUAGUCGGAUCGAAGAAUCUUACUAGUUAGGAUAUAUAUUUCAAAUUUUAAACAUAAAUUUGUACAAUGAACGAUUUGGCAUAAUUCUUAUUACUACUUUAUGUUCAUUGUCAAAACCUAAAUUUAUAUAACAUAAGAAAUUGUUAAUGUAGGCCAAUAAAUGCCAAACUACACAUUUGAACUGA